Lycium ferocissimum is the source of this 1931-nucleotide messenger RNA. RefSeq names its product lycopene beta cyclase, chloroplastic. The coding region runs from base 321 to 1826 and encodes 501 amino acids. The transcript has 2 exons. The record is from RefSeq and is a predicted model, not a curated record. Gene Ontology annotation, biological process: carotenoid biosynthetic process. Gene Ontology annotation, molecular function: oxidoreductase activity, acting on paired donors, with incorporation or reduction of molecular oxygen. NCBI's taxonomy places the organism in Eukaryota, Viridiplantae, Streptophyta, Magnoliopsida, Solanales, Solanaceae.
CCCACGCCCAAACACCAAAAAUAAAAAUAAAAAAGGUGAGGAGAGCAGAAAAUACAAUUAUUGUUGUAAUUCAAAGACCACUCUCAUGUUCACCACAUCCACUAGCAUAUCCUCAACCAGUACCAGGUUUUGCUCUAAAUUUUUAUAACAUAGCAUUCAACUCCAUAUGCUUCUUAUAUGGCAAAUCUUGAGAAAUAUCUAACACCCUUUUCAUUUCCUAAAUUAUUAGAUAAUAAUCAACUAUUGAUUCUAGUUUGAUGUUCAUAGUUGAAAAUUAGGCAACUUUGUUGAAAAUCCUGUUUGUGUAGUUUCAAGAAGAUAUGGAUACACUGUUGAAAACCCCAAAUAACCUUGAAUUUCUGCAACCCCUUCAUGGAUUUUCUGUUAAAGUUAGCAACUUUACCUCUGUAAAGCCUCAGAAACUUGGUUCUAGGAAAUCUUGUGAAAAAUGGCGUAAAAGGGUUUGUGUUAAAGCUAGGAGUAGUAGUACACUUUUGGAGCUUGUACCUGAGACAAAAAAGGAAAAUCUUGAUUUUGAGCUACCUAUGUAUGACCCUACAAAAGGGCUUGUUGUAGAUUUAGCUGUGGUAGGUGGUGGACCUGCUGGUCUUGCUGUUGCACAACAGGUUUCUGAGGCUGGACUAUCCGUUUGCUCGAUUGACCCGUCCCCGAAAUUGAUAUGGCCUAAUAACUAUGGUGUUUGGGUUGAUGAAUUUGAAGCCAUGGAUUUGUUGGAUUGCCUUGAUGCUACAUGGUCAGGUGCUGUUGUUUAUGUGGAUGAUGAUAGGGUGAAGAAUCUUGAUAGACCUUAUGGAAGGGUUAAUAGGAAACAGCUAAAGUCAAAAAUGAUGCAGAAAUGUAUACUAAAUGGUGUUAAAUUCCACCAAGCAAAAGUUAUAAAGGUAAUUCAUGAGGAAGCUAAAUCUAUGCUGAUUUGCAAUGAUGGUGUAACUAUUCAGGCAAAAGUGGUUCUUGAUGCAACUGGCUUUUCUAGAUGUCUCGUUCAGUAUGAUAAGCCAUAUAAUCCUGGGUAUCAAGUAGCUUAUGGCAUAUUAGCCGAAGUGGAGGAACAUCCCUUUGAUACAAAUAAGAUGCUUUUCAUGGAUUGGCGAGAUUCUCAUCUUAAUAAUAAUAUGGAGCUAAAGGAGAGAAAUAGAAAAGUUCCAACUUUUUUAUACGCCAUGCCAUUUUCAUCAAAUAGAAUAUUUCUCGAAGAAACAUCCCUUGUAGCUCGUCCUGGAUUACGUAUGGAUGACAUUCAAGAAAGAAUGGUGGCUCGUUUAAGUCACUUGGGUAUAAAAGUUAAGAGCAUUGAAGAGGACGAACGUUGUGUAAUUCCGAUGGGAGGGCCCCUUCCGGUAUUACCUCAGAGAGUGAUCGGAAUUGGUGGUACAGCUGGCAUGGUUCAUCCUUCAACAGGUUAUAUGGUAGCAAGGACUUUAGCUGCAGCUCCUAUUGUUGCUAAAGCAAUAAUUCAGUACCUUGGUUCUGAGAAUAACCAUCUAGGUAAUGAGUUGUCGGCAUCUGUUUGGAAAGACUUGUGGCCCAUUGAAAGGAGACGUCAAAGAGAAUUCUUUUGCUUUGGUAUGGAUGUUCUUCUAAAGCUUGAUUUACCCGCUACGAGAAGGUUUUUCGAUGCCUUUUUUGAUCUAGAACCUCGUUAUUGGCAUGGGUUCUUGUCAUCUCGGCUGUUUCUUCCUGAGCUUAUGUUUUUCGGAUUGUCCCUUUUCUCUCACGCUUCAAAUACUUCCAGAAUAGAGAUUAUGACAAAGGGAACUCUUCCUUUGGUAAAUAUGAUCAACAAUUUGUUACAGGAUUCAGAAUAACUUAUCAGGAGUCUUGUUCGAUAUACAUCAAAUGUGAUAAUAUACUGUUCUCUUUUUUGUUUCAAAUAAUUGCCAUAUUAACUAUUCCCAUUUCCUGCUUUUUCA